AUGUUUCAACAGCACAACUACCAGGAUGGCUGGGCUGUCCUCGACUUCCGACCGGGUUGUAGUGUGUGCCAGGUCGAGGUCUUGGGCCAAGGCGGCGGGAGAUGUACAAUUACAUUCGAGCCACCAAUCGGGCAUCCAGUUGCCCCUGGUACCAGUAUUGCGCCCAUUUGCGCGACAUGCGGCCUGGGGACGGGGGGCCAGGCUGAUGGAUGUCUCACUGUCUCGGUAGUAGAGGCUGGCGGAAUCGGGGGCCGACGUCAGAUGUCUCCAAGGCAGGGCAUCAAUUUGUUGCAGCGCAUUAGACGGGUAUAUCAUCCUGUAGCUAUCAUACAAGUCUUGCUAUCAACCACGGGUAACAUGGGCCUGGGAUACCUGAUGUAUGCCGCGAGGUACUGGCAAAUUAUACGAGGCCACGCUCCAAGCACAUACAGAAGGGAUGCUGCCGCCGCAGGAGGGCGCAGUCACCAGUGGAGAGUGGAGUUCGUUAUGUAUCAACAAAAUCUCUUCUGCCAGUGCAGACUGCUGUGCGGAGCACCACACGACAUAAACGUUUACCGUACUACAUGCCCUACCGGUAGCUAUCUAGAGUACCAAGCACAUUGCCCAACGGCGUCUGCACAACCCCAUGUCUCUGCCACUUUGACACAAGGCGAUCGUCUGCUGAAACGCGCACACAUUGCCAUCCGUCUCCCUCACGCCGCCGUGCAAGAGCAAGCAAGCAACCCCCAACCCCGCUUAUCCACUAAGCUUUUGGGCGAAUCAUUCUCGAGACGACAUCUCCCGCCCUUGGGAUCAAUCCCAUCCAUCCAUCAGGGGGCAUCCUUUGCAAUUGCACCGCCAGUAAACCCCCGGACACAGCCUUGCUGGGAAGCAGCGCGCACGACUACUAGUACACCCCCCGUCACGUCUGGUGCCAUGCCGAGUUGGCGCCCGCUCCCGCGCAUCGCGUUCGCAAUCUGCACCUAUCCAUUCCAGCCCUCGUCGCCUGCCGACCUCCCCCUCGAGAUUGGCGACGAACUGUAUGUCAUUGAGCAGGGCGGCAAAGAUGGCGCCUGGUAUCGCGGCUAUCUCGUUGCGCCGCCCUCGCUGCUGGCCGGCUUGACCAGCGUCAAGGGCCAGACACUCGAGGCCCGUGUCUUCUCUGGUAUUUUCCCACGCGUCUGUGUCGAGGUGCGUGAGGUCUUGGGCGAGGCCAGAGACACAGCUGCCCUCGACGGCGCGCUUGCAGCAUCUGGUGAGAUAGGCACAGGCGCAACAGGCACAACAGGCACAGGCAUAGGCACAACAGGCACAGGCUCAACAACACGCAAUCCCCCUCCAUGCGGCGAGCAGCACCCAACCAACGGCGUCGUCACCCCCACCGAAUCCACACGCACCACCUCCUUCACCACCACCACCAAAGACCGUGGCUCCGGCCUCAAUGCUCCUCCUCGAACCUCCCAGACCGAUAUCGUCUCGGCCCUUCCACUGUCCACCGCUCGCCCCCUCUCGCGCCGCAGAUCUAACAGGAAGCGUGCCGGCAGCACCAAUUCGCAAUGGACCGCCCGCGAAGAACAUCUCCAGCAGCUGACCCUUCCGCUCUCGCCCAUAUCAGAUCCCAACGCUCCGCGCCCGCCUGCACCCGUCCCCAUGCUCAAGAUUGGCGACGAAACGCCCACCUCUGCCCAGGAACCUCUAGUCGACGAGAUUGCUUCGUGCCUGCGCGAAUGGCACUCUACAAAGGUCCACGAGCUGCUGCUUGCACGCAAGUACGGCUCGUUGGACAAGAUGACUCGCCUGGUCGAUCGCCUGGACACGGCCCGCCGCCAGCUAUUGCACAAGGUGCUCACCGCACAGGAGCUGGACAAGGUGCGCGAGGCCACGGUCUGGGACUUGGUGACAGGCAACAAGAUGCUUUGUGGAGAGGUCAUUGUACGGAAUCCCGCACAGCAUGGCCGCAUUCUCACGGGCGACGACUCUGCCAUUGAGGUCACCAAACUGCAGUCGAUGAUGAGUCUCCUCGAGAGCAAACCCACGCCGCACGUCGACGAGCACAAUUUACACCACCUGCUUGUCGGCCUGAAGCAUGUCGAUGGCGACGUUGUGCCAGGAGCGGCACAAGUCAGCAUGCAUCUCUGCUUGAAAACCCCUGGAUCCCAACCGAUACCACUCUCGGAGGCAUUUACAUUCGACCUCACUGGACGAGAUGGCUCACCUGUGUCUUUGGCUAGCGAGAAAUUGCGCUCUUUACUGGUGGACCUCAGCUCGACUGACAUAGGGGAAGGUGCUGGAUCCGGUUCAGUUCUGUGUCUCGUGUUUAAAUUGAUGACUAACGAACCCUUGCGGUUGGGAAGCGCAAUGGAAAAGUCAAAUGUUGCCAGGGAUACGCCCAACUCGCAACUGUCUCGUCAUGGAAGCGUUCAAGGUGGAAGGCGCAGCGCAAUGUUUGGAACCAGGUCACGGAAAGAAUCGACUGCAGGCCGCGCAGACUCGUCAGACGGACGACGCCCAAGCUCUGACCUUACACGAUCACAGGGCUCCGAUCCACGACCAGGCUCUUCUGCCACCAGAGCCAGAGCUCAAUCGAGGGACCAAAGGCACUUGAAAAGAUCUAUUGCUGUUGGCAUGCUACGAGUAAAUCAGCUAUGUCAAGCCCAAUCAGAGGCUGACCAGACUAUAGCUCUGUGGUGCACAGCCAGCACCAAUGAAGAAAUUACAGACGACGAUAGUGGAUGGGAUGAUCUGCUACCAGAAGUGUUCCCCAAUCCAACGGGCAGAUACAAGCGUAAUGCACCCAUCACACAACUUACAGUACACCUGAAAGCAUUUGUCCAUCCAGAUGCCGAAGGCUUGAUCCAAAAGACGCCAACUUUGCUUCACAACAUCAAGCAGACUCGGAAGAUUGGCUUCUCCGGAGCGCCAACGAAACCUCGAAGCGACAUCUACCUGACCCUGGUCGAACCUUUUCUUCCCAGAAACGCUUUCUUGGCCCAUCCCAAGACGGGGACCGUUCCCCUUGUGCAGUCGUCCCCAAUGAGCAAUCUGCAACUGACCAUAGAGGUCCGAAAGAGCUCUGGAGAACGUAUUGAGGGCUGCAUAUACCCCUCGACCAACAGUGUUGGACACACGGCCUGGCGAACCCCUGCUGUUGAACGGGGUGAGGGUUGGAAUUCGACCAUUCGACUUGCCAUUGAUCCUCAGGAUGUACCUGGUUCACAUCUGGUCAUGUCCAUCGCAGACGCGCCAGGAUUUCCUUUUGCGCUAUGCUGGAUGCCUCUCUGGACACAGGAUGCUUUUACUCGCGACGGUGACCAUGCCUUGUCAUUAUAUCGAUAUGAUGAGUACACUUCGGGCAUGAUCGCCGGCAAAGGUGCUUACCUGGGUCUCCCAUGGAGUGCAAAGAGGAAAGAUGAACACGUCAUGGGGCCCAUGGCUGCGGUACAUCUCAAGACUUUCCUGUGUAGUACAAAGUACUCUCAAGAUCCAACUAUUCUUGGCCUCAUCAAGUGGCAAGACCAGCCUCCAGGAGAGAUUGUUGGUAUCUUGAAGCGGUUCAACUUCGUUCCAGAAAUCGAAAUCGUCAAACUAUUGGACGUCGUGUUCGAUGCUCUCUUUGCUAUCCAGAGCCAUUACGCCGGCAGCGAUGAAUACGAAGAUCUCAUUUUUCACGCCAUCGUUAUCGUCCUCGGCAUCGUGCACGAUCGUCGCUUCAAUCUGGAACCGUUGGUCGACCAAUACGCGCGAACAAAGGUCUUCCACGCCUUGGUCACGUCCUGCCUCAUGCAGAGCUAUGGCCGCUUGUUGGCGAAACCCACUGAUUCAGAGAGCUCUCGACGAUUGCGUGCAACUUUCAAGGUCGGAAAGCUCAUCAUGAAGUUUCUGGUCAACGCUCGGGAGAAGCAAAAGGCCAAGGAAGAGAGUAUCGGUAUCAAGGACCGCACUCAGUUCAGCAAGGAAGUCAAAGUUCUAUUCAGCUCAUUGGAAGCUUUGAUGCAGAAGCCCUCACCUGUACUCAUCGGUACCAAAACAUUGCUGGUACAGAAUAUUGCCUCCUGGCUCCCCGAAUUGGACGCCUGCAUGCCCGCCAAGGAGGUCUUCUCUCUUGCAGCCAGCUUUGUAGAAUCGUGCUCUAGCGCUCAAGGAAAGCUGAUUCUGUACAAACUGGUGCUGAUUCACCAGCUUUCCAACCUCCAGAUAUUUAGGACGCCCGAAGUUCGUCGUACGCUGUUGACCAAAACGGUUCAAUGGCUGGAACCCUACUGGGGCAAGAUUGAGGAAGUGACGGAUCAGUGGAAGGAUCAAGUGCGCCUUUGCUGUUCAGUAGUCGCCUCUCAGGUAGAAGAGCUUGGCCAAGAAGCAUGUGAUUACAUGCCAAAGCUCGUGGAAUCAUAUCGCGCGAUACAAGCCACGCCUCGACCAGCCAAGAAGACGUUAUCCUUGCUCUUUCCCUCGACCUACCCGUUCCAGUCGAAAGCAGCAUCUUCCGAAGCGCCUUUCGAUGAAGCGAUGGCUGAGAUCUCGGCCGUCCUCGCAGCUUUGUCCAGCCUGCCAACUUUGAUACACCUCGAUUUGCCCAAGGACGAGCAAGCGCAAUUUCUCUUCUCUGUUCUACAGACCUACAUAUCGAUUCUCGACUGUGAAGCCUACCCAAGUUCGUGGCUGAGUGUACACAUCUACCAUCACAAAGCAACAAUGCGCGCUCUCGAAAAGUUGUUCAACAUUCUCCUCGACUCCUUCCUACCUCUCCCCGAUGAAGCCGACGGUUUCAAUACUGAGCUGUGGCGAGCCUUCUUCGAUGCGUUGCUAAAGCUCGUAGGCAGCGGUGCCCUUGCCCUGGAGACAUUCCCAGAGCAGAAGCGACGAGCUGUCUGGAAAAUUGCCGGUGACGUUCGCGAGCAUGGUGCUGAGCUACUGCAACGGAGUUGGGAAGCCAUUGGUUGGGAGUCGAGUGCAGAAGAAAAGAGCCAGUACGGAAUUGAGAAGAUGGGCGGCUUCCAAGUACAGUAUGUUCCGGGCUUAGUCGCGCCCAUCGUCGAGCUGUGUCUCAGCGUACACGAGGGUCUCCGCAGUGUGGCAAUCGAGGUCUUGCAGACUAUGAUUAUCAGCGAAUGGACCUUGAGCGAGGAUCUUUCCAUCAUUCAAGCUGAGAUGAUUGACUGUCUGGACAACCUGUUCAAGACCAAGCAUCUCACAGAGGCCGUGUCACAAAAACACUUUAUCCAGGAGCUUGUGGAAUUAUUCGAACCGCUUGUGCACGUACCGGAAGAACCAUUACUCGCAGCGCUCAAAAAUCUCAUCGCCACCAUCGACGAGCUACUGGAUCUCCUUGUCGCUGUCCACAGUACAGAGGCCACUGGCGAGGUCUUCCACAUCAUGGACACAUUGCACUUGAUGGAGUUCCUGAAGGACAUGCAGAAGGAAGAUAUCUACAUUCGCUACGUUCAUCAAUUGGUCGACAUACAGCUCGAUGCGCAAAAUUACACCGAAGCAGGUCUCGCACUUCGCCUACACGCUGAACUCUACGAGUGGGACCCAAAUGUCACUGUCGAUCCGUUGACCGAGCCCAGUUUCCCCCCUCAAGCUGCUUUCGAGCGCAAGGAGCAGUUGUACUUCCAAAUGAUCGACCACUACGAGAAUGGACAGUCUUGGGACAAUGCACUCGCGGCUUACAUGGAGCUAGCAACACAAUAUGAGCACAACAUAUUUGAUUUCGCGAAGCUGGCACGUACUCAGCACGCCAUGGCCAAUAUCCAUGAGAGUAUUGCAAAGGGAGAUCGCUCCAAUCCACGCUACUUCAGGGUGGUGUACAAGGGAUUGGGAUUUCCUCCCGGGCUCAGAGACAAACAAUUCAUCUUUGAAGGCUCUGCCAAUGAUCGCCUCGCAUCCUUUACCGAUCGGAUGCAGCAACAGCACCCGUCGGCCCAAAUUCUCAAUCAAGGAGCCGAGCAGGAUUUGGAGGGUCAAUACCUGCAAAUCUUCCCCGUCAGUCCGCAGAAGGAUCUCACACAUCCCAUCUACCAACGUGCCAAAGUGUCACAAUCUGUCAAGGACUACUACCUCCUCUCCCGCCCUUCGCACUUCACAUCAACCUCGCGCCGUCCCCAGGGCGCGAAUGCGACCAAGGACGCUACAGUCGAAAAGACUGUAUUUACCACAGCCGAGACAUUUCCCACCAUAUUACGGAGAAGUGAGGUAGUGGCUGUGGGCACAAUUGCUUUAAGCCCAUUGCAAAAUGCAAUUGAGCGAACGUCACGCAAGACGAUAGAGCUGCUUGCCAUUGAAAAGCGUAUAACAGAUGGCGACGACACGACAUUUAACAUGUUGACACAAGAGCUCAUGUACGCAGUCGAUACUCACACUGAAAAUAGUGUCGCUAGGUACCACGAGCUGCUUCCAGAGCCAGCUGCUGCAGAGGAGGAAGAAGAGGAUGAACAUCCACGACAACCAAACCCACUUGAAAACGCGCUAAGGUUUGCUUUGAUCGAUUAUGCUUUAGUCAUACGCCGUUGUUUGGGUCUCUACGUACGGCCUGCCCAACAGGCUACUAAAGGGGACCUUACACAGCGUUUCGAAGCGGCGUUCUAUCGCGAGCUGAGCGUUCUCGCACCGCCACAGAUGACUGCAGUGACGCGCUCCCCUACGGGCUCCUGGCUUGCGACAGCUACGUCGCGAUCACGGGUGGCCAGCCCCCAACUGGAGGAGACCCAAGUCAACGGCAAGCCAGCUACUCCACCAAUAACAAACGGACGUGCCUCGCGACAAGACAAGAAGCGUCUCAGUCUCGCCUUCCUUGCUAAAGAAUUUCUGAUGGGUGAACCCGAAAAAGAGAAGGAAAAGGACAAGGAGGCCAAAGGGGAAAAUGGCAGGCCUCUGACGGAUCACGAUACCUCUGCAGCAUCAAUGCGCAGUCAUAGCAAAGGCGACAGCAAACACCGGUUGAGCUUGAGCUUCCUCAACCCGGCGCCCAGCUCGCCCCAGCCCGAGGCUUUGCCAUGUUACCCAAGCAAGCAGUUCAGCCCCUCGAGUCACAGUCAGAGCAGUUUUGGUGGUGACGCAAACCAGACCAGGCCAGAAACGGUGAAGAGCGCAAAGAGUGAUAAGUCGAUGUCAUCACGGACAGGGAGCGUGAAGAAGAGGUUGAGUUUUAUGAACAUUUCGAAAAAAACGAGUAAGAGCAGCGUGAGGGGACGUGUUGAUGAUACCCUAAUGGAGGAGUAA
Plenodomus lingam JN3 is the source of this 7197-nucleotide messenger RNA. RefSeq lists its product as uncharacterized. Gene Ontology annotation, biological process: small GTPase-mediated signal transduction. Lineage: Eukaryota; Fungi; Ascomycota; Dothideomycetes; Pleosporales; Leptosphaeriaceae. Gene Ontology annotation, molecular function: small GTPase binding; guanyl-nucleotide exchange factor activity. The record is from RefSeq and is a predicted model, not a curated record. Gene Ontology annotation, cellular component: plasma membrane; cytoplasm.